Parnassius apollo (apollo) is the source of this 1101-nucleotide messenger RNA. The record is from the annotation of a GenBank genome assembly. NCBI's taxonomy places the organism in Eukaryota, Metazoa, Arthropoda, Insecta, Lepidoptera, Papilionidae.
AUGCAUCGUCUUUUUGCUGAGCUGGAGCCAUCUUUAACCGUCACAGAGCAAAACCUGGCAGACCGAGUUCGGUAUAUCUUGCGCUCAAAUAUAUUUGAUGUCGCCGAACUCGAACGGCUACGACGUGAGGCUGUUCCCUCGUCGGAUGAGAAUGCUACGGCUGAGGAUGCGGCGCCACAAAUGGUAGAGCAACCCGCAAACGUGGAUGCCGCCGUGGAUACCCCAGUUGUGGUUGAUUCAAGCGAUGAUGGAACAGUCACCCAGGAACUGGAAUUAGAGCAUAUGAGGAAUACAUUGGAAGAGGCGAUUGUGGAAACGCGCAGUACGCCUCUCGAAAAUCGACCGCGACUUCCCCGCAUAGCCCUAAGCAAGCGGAAUCGGGCUGUCGUGAGGGCUCUGAACCCAAUGCUGGUGACCUAUUUGGAAGCCAGCCGGGACCUUUGCGAGACGGACUCAAUUCUUUUUGGCGCCGCGCUGGCAGUGUGCCGUAUCACAGGUGACAAGGUUUCCACGGCUGGACGCGCUAAUGGCCAUAGUAGCGCUAUCCCAGCAUGGAGAAGAAGAAUUGAGGAACGUAUCGCAAAGGCUAGAGCUCUCAUUGGCAGACUGAUAUGCUACAGAUCAGGCAACAACAGGCCAAGAAAUGUGCGCACCGUCAGGAUGGCGUUUGCUGGGACAAAUGUCAGUUUGUCCCAGCCGGAUAUAACGCAAAAACUGACGGAGCGCAUAGAUGAUCUGAAGCAGAGAAUCGCUGCUUGGGGAAAGCGGAUUCGGCGAUAUACCGAGAGGUCGACACGGUUCAACCAGAAUCGUCUCUUCCAGAGUGAUCAGAAGAGGCUCUAUGAAUCAUUGGAGCGACCAAUGGUAAGUGGAACGGGUCCAGCACCGAAUCAGGCCGACACUGUAGCAUUCUGGCGCGGCCUGUGGUCAGAGCCCGUAAACCACAGCGAGGGCCCUUGGACGGAAGUUGUGGCGAGUCAGUGUGCGGGUAUUACGCCCAUGGACCCCGUCAUCAUAACGCCGGAUGACGUAGCUGAGGCGGUCCGUAGGGCCCGAACUGGAAAAGUCCGGGGCUUGACGGGCUGCAUCACUACUGGCUGA